Molecule: messenger RNA, 3388 nt
Organism: Polyodon spathula (Mississippi paddlefish)
Lineage: Eukaryota; Metazoa; Chordata; Actinopteri; Acipenseriformes; Polyodontidae
Gene: dcaf5
Product: ddb1 and cul4 associated factor 5
Exons: 9
Coding region: 158-2719 (853 amino acids)
Biological process (GO): negative regulation of fatty acid biosynthetic process
Cellular component (GO): cytoplasm; Cul4-RING E3 ubiquitin ligase complex
Molecular function (GO): protein binding
Source: RefSeq, a predicted model, not a curated record
CGGAGCAGGAAGCGAUUCGAGUGUGUGAACUGCUAACACCCAGCAGAGACUCCCCGUAACAUGGGGCCGCAAAGACACGACACGACACGGAGCGUGAUAUAUUGUAGUAUUUACAUACUGCUGUCGUCCCUGCAGAUAUCGUAAUUAAGAGGCAAUUAUGAGGGAGGUGAAGGGCUGCGGCAUGCGGUCUGUGGUGGGCUUUUUGUCUCAGAGAAAAAUAAACGGGCACCCCCUGAUGAAAGAGGAAUUUCAGAGGCGAAGGUUGGCAGGCUGCAGUAGCCUGUACAGGAAAGAUAUGCUGGGACAUUUUGGAUGUGUCAAUGCAAUAGAGUUUUCCAACAAUGGAGGGGAAUGGCUGGUGUCCGGAGGCGAUGAUCGGCGGGUGCUGCUCUGGCACAUGGAGAAAGCCAUCCAUUCCCGGGCUAAGCCACUGAAGCUGAAGGGAGAACACCUCUCCAACAUCUUUUGCCUGGCAUUCGACAGCACCAACAAGCGUGUCUUCUCUGGAGGGAAUGAUGAGCAGGUCAUUCUUCAUGAUGUUGAGAGGGGUGAGACCUUGAACGUGUUCCUCCACGAUGACUCCGUCUAUGGCCUGUCUGUCAGUCCUGUCAAUGACAAUGUGUUCGCCAGCUCCUCGGACGAUGGGAGGGUCCUGAUCUGGGAUACCCGCGAACCCCCAAAUGGAGAGCCCUUCUGUUUGGCCAACUACCCCUCUGCGUUUCACAGCGUGAUGUUUAACCCUGUGGAGCCCAGGCUGCUCGCCACUGCCAACUCGAAGGAGGGAGUGGGGCUGUGGGACAUCCGCAAGCCACGGAGCUCCCUGUUGCGGUACGGAGGGAACCUGUCCCUGCAGAGCGCUAUGAGUGUUCGCUUCAACAGCACGGGCACCCAGCUGCUGGCCUUGCGGCGCCGCCUUCCCCCGGUCCUCUAUGAGCUACACUCCCGCCUCCCCAGCUUCCAGUUCGACAACCAGGGCUACUUCAACUCCUGCACCAUGAAGAGCUGCUGCUUCGCUGGGGACCGGGACCAGUACAUCCUGUCGGGAUCGGAUGACUUUAACCUGUACAUGUGGAGGAUUCCUAAGGACCCUGAGGCUGGCGGCCCUGGCAGGGUGGUGAACGGAGCCUUCAUGGUGCUGAAGGGUCAUCGCUCCAUCGUUAACCAGGUGCGCUUCAACCCUCACAACUACACGAUCUGCUCUUCUGGGGUGGAGAAGGUGAUCAAGAUGUGGAGCCCGUACCAGCAGCCUGGCAGCAUGGGGGACCUGGAAGGGCAAGUAGAUGACGACUCCCGCAGCCUGUACACCCACGAGGAGUAUAUCAGCCUGGUGCUGAACAGCGGGAGCGGGUUGUCCCACGACUACUACAGCCAGUCUAUCCAGGAGGACCCACGCAUGAUGGCAUUCUUCGACUCGUUGGUGCGCCGAGAGAUCGAGGGCUGGAGCUCGGACUCCGACAGCGACCUGAGCGAGGGAACCAUCCUGCAGCUUCAUGCCAGGGGCCGGGGAGGGGGAGAGACAGCACUGGCCGCCACCCCUGCUACUGUCCUGGAGCACCAGAGUGACUCUGAGCGCUCCUCCUCCCCUUCCCUGGCUACUCCUCCGGUCCCUGAGGGAGCAGAUUCCCCCUGCCCCCCACCGACGGACAUGCUCAUCCGGCAGCAUCAGCAGACACAGCGGCGGAGACGGCACACCUACCAAGACGUCAGCCUGCUAGACAUGGUCGACAACUCCUCCGACUCCAGCGGGGACUGGUCUGACCCCAUCCCCCGGCCACGCUCUCCCAGCCCCAGGGUCAACUCAUCUUCAGGCAGCUCCAGCUCGCUCGCCGCCAGCAGCAGCAGCAGCAGCAGCACCAGUAGUGAGGAGGAGGAGGAGGAGGAGGAGGAGGAGGAGGAGCAGAGGCGAGCGUCCAUGCGGCAACGCAAUGCCUCCAGGAGGCGACCUGUGAAGUUCUGCCAUCAAGGAGAGGAGAGACCGGAGUCGACCACUACCAGGGCCCUUUGCCUGGGAGCGGACUCCUGCAUCUACCCUGAGAUCACAGUGGAGGAGCCUUCCACCUCGGAAGAGGAGGAGGAAGCCUUCCCCAAAGCACAGGAUUCUAGAAGACAGAACAAAGGCAGGCCAGGAUUUAAGCCAGACACUCCCCCAGUAAAAAGUACAGAAACUUCUGCAGGUGAAAAGGAAGGGGGAGUCCCAGACCUGGGAGAGGUGGAUGAGAAUGAGGAGGAGGAAGAGGAAGAGGAGAAGAGGGAGAAUCACUCUGAAGCUCCCCCUGGACACCACUUUCAUGAGCAUCCUUUCCUGGGGAGAGCCCAACCAGAUGGACAGCCGCUGAACGGGAAUGGGGUGCCGAGAGAGCAGGAGACAGGAGAGGGAAGUUUAGAGAACUCUAGUGACCCCUUGGUCAUUCAGCCCCAUCCCUGCCCUCCAUCAGACAAUCAAGAGGAGGAGGAGCUAAGCCCUUCAUGUUCAGAUAGCAGCCAUGGUUCACAUGCAAAUGGGCAGCACCACAGAGAACAGGAGAGCAGGGCGUUGGGGUCGCAGCCCUGCCUCUCUGACAGUGUGCCUGGAUGUGAACAAAAACGUCAGCGUGUCCUCGAAACAGACAGGGAUUUCCACAGCGGCAACCAGGCUGAAACGCACUCGAGCUGCAGAAGAGCCAGACUGAGAACUCCCACUCAGAAAAGAAAUUCAGAACAUGAUGAAGCCCGUGCUUGACUGAGACUAAGAUCCUCAAGGACUGCGUGUGGGGGUUUGAUUGGGCUUGAUCCAGGGUUUUAUUUGCGAGUCCCCACAACACUUACACCUGGGUGCUUGGAUAGAGCCGGGGUAACACCCCCGUAUCACACUGACCAUGGUUUAGAGCAACAAGAAGCACUUCAUAAGUAUAGCUUCCUACAAUCAGAAAUCCAUGUUUGUGGCUGCUUUUAGAGCUGGCAAUGUUUUUUCUUUUUUAACCAGUGGUUAACUCGCUGGUUUGUCAUUUAAUUUUUAUUCUACUCCGUCGAGGGGUGAGGGGGGGGUGGUGGCAUUACUAAUUGUUGCUUUACUUUGAAAUGACAGGACUUGGCGGGGGUGGGGUGUGUUGAAAAAGCCCUUUUGUCAGACUUUUGAUUUAGCAAAAUUGUUUUGGGCUUUUUGCGUUUAAUAAAAAAACAAGGUAGAGAACCUCCCACUUGGACCCGCGUUCUGAAAGAACAUUAGUGGGAGGUUUAAUUAAAGUUCUGUUCCAUGCAGAAAAAGAGACCAUUCUUUCUUCUGUGCGCCCGCAUCCGUCACGAGGAUUGCAUUCUUCUCGAAGAAGAAUCUUGUCCAGGAGAGUAUUGUGCUAUUCUCUUUAUAUAGCAUCUGUUUGAAGGUUGUGCAUUAAAAUUAUAUUUAAGUGUU